Molecule: messenger RNA, 794 nt
Organism: Nycticebus coucang (slow loris)
Lineage: Eukaryota; Metazoa; Chordata; Mammalia; Primates; Lorisidae
Gene: CSTB
Product: cystatin B
Exons: 3
Coding region: 229-525 (98 amino acids)
Cellular component (GO): cytosol
Molecular function (GO): cysteine-type endopeptidase inhibitor activity
Source: RefSeq, a predicted model, not a curated record
GCCUCCGGUCCCACCGCGCCCCCGCUCCUGCAGAGGAGGGACCCCACAGAGGCCCCCAAACAGGGCCCCCCUGCGCCUUGGUGCCGCCCGCUCGUCACGUGACCGCCGCGCCCACUCGGACCGGGACGUCAGACUCAGGGUCCAGCCGCAGGUCCGCUGGCAAAGCCUUAGCCGCGAUCGUUCGUCAGAUCUGGUCCCCUCCGCCUGGUCCCUCCAGCUGCCGCCGAGAUGAAGUGCGGGGCGCCCUCCGCCACGCAGCCGGCCACGGCCAACACCCAGGACAUCGCCGACCAGGUGAAGUCCCAGCUUGAAGAGAAAGAAAAUAAGAAGUUCCCUGUCUUCAAAGCUGUAUCGUUCAAGUCCCAGGUGGUUGCAGGGACGAACUUCUUCAUCAAGGUUCAUGUUGGUGACGAGAAAUUCAUACACCUGCGAGUGUUUCAGAGUCUUCCUCAUGAAAACAAGCCCUUGGCCCUGUCUGACUACCAGACCGACAAAGCCAGACAUGAUGAGCUGACCUAUUUCUAAUUCCUGGUCUCAAGCGUCGCCUUUGCCCAUGUGACCAAUGUGCACGGUGACGCUGCCAUCUGUGAGCGUGUAUUUGGGAUCAGGAAGUAGAUUCAUCUCCCUGCUGCACUGUCGGGGUGGGAGGGGCCGUGCUGAGCAGCUUCUCUUGUACCUCUGUUCCUAAAUGUCAAUGUAUUGAUUUUUUUCAUCCCCAGUUAGCGAUCUUAGUUAUUGUCAAAGAGGGCUAUGUAUUACCUUUAAAUACAUAUAUUUUAAGUAUUUACAAAUUA